CCAAAGGUACCUUUGCUUGAGCAAUCAUGGGCGUCCUGAAAAAAGUGCUAUCACAAGAACUGUUGAAUUCGUCGAGCUUUGCCCAGGAGGGCUCUCACGCCUGAGGGAAGACAGAGGAGUCCGAUUUAGUAAGCCCCUCAUUCGAAGUCACACGAAACAGCAAUUCUUUGUGUUUCAUUAUUCACCCACAUCCUGCCAGCUUGAUUCGGGCAAAGUCGACAUUAAACAUAGUGAAAGCUUUCUCAAAGAGCCGAGAUCACAUGGUCUGAGUUUUUUUCCUUGUGGAACUCCAGCCUCAGAUCGGGUGCAACUCUUAUGACUGACAUCUGCAUAAUACUCUACCCAUAACAAUACCUACUACCUAUUCAGUGAGGCAUACAUAAUCUAAAUACCAAAAUACUCCAUCAUCAUGGGCGAGCACGGAUUCUCUUGUGACAAGUGUCCAAGGACUUUCAAGCUUGAAGAGUUCUUCGAAAAGCAUAAGAAAGUUCACGAGCUGAAGAAACAACACGUGUGUGAGGUGUGUGGAUUCGUCUACGGCGCAGCCAAAGGCCUUGAAGGUCAUCUAAAAACUCACAGCGACGAGGAGAUCGUGGCAGCCUCCAGUAAGGGCUCGCCCAAGAGGGAUGAGGAAAACAAUCCACCCUACAGCAUGGAUUUUAGAUAUCUGCAACCUUUCGGGGUUCUCACCUCCGCAGGUCAGCCUAAGCCCCCCGCUCCCAGAAGUGAGAAGUCCAAUUCAACGGAGACAGAAGAUCUCAAGGUCUCGCCUCAUGGAGGAACAGGAUCAUAUGAAAUAUAUGAUUCGGUUCCAGAUAUGAAUGAUGUUACUCUAGUCAGCCAAAACGAUAACGGUUUCUUCUCGUGCUGCAUUUGCAAGAGAGAAUUCUCCGGACUCAACAGCUUGAAGAAACACUUGCCUAUCCACACCCGAAAGGUUCAGCAUGCUUGUGACAUUUGUGGACAUGUUUUUGGGAAGAAGGAGUACCUUUUGGAUCAUAUGAGGAAACACACUGGAGAGGUCAGUCCGAUCUGUGAAGUGUGCGACCAAACCUUCAACAAAACUCUUAAGCUCAAAGAGCACAUGAAGAUUCAUCGAAAUUUUCAUGCUGAUGGCACGGUCAAUACCGUGCUACCCUUUCGAUGCCACAUUUGUCGGGAGGUCUUUCAACAAGCCAAGGUCCUCAACAACCAUCUGACUUCAACCCAUGCCUCAGAAACCCUUUACAACUGUGACCUUUGCCAAGCUAGCUUUGGCGACGUCAGGAGUAAGAACCAUCACAUGUACAAUGUUCACCAAGUGGACAGUUUCAACCAGAAAUGCGUGUGGUGUCCCAUCUGUCACCACGGGUUCACCCGUCAAUACAACUUGAAGGUCCAUCUCUUGAGAGCCCACGGCAAAGAAUACUCGGAGAAUAACUUCACCAAAGCUGAAUGGGAAUCAAUCACCAAGCCCAGUGGACAAAGUGGAACCCCAUCGCCUAUGCCUCCCACCCAUGCUUCCUUGGAUGGUUUAUCCAAUAAAGAUAAGCAAGCAAUUCUCAUCCAACACGCCUCGAAUCCAAUUUUCAAGGCCAACUUGGAAAGGGUUGUGGCGAACGGAAGCAAACCUGUGACCCAUUAUUUUGACCAACUCAAAGGAACUCAGAUCUUUUCUUGUCAAACUUGUCAGGAGAAGUUCCACAGGAAGAGCGAUCUCUUUAUUCACUUGGAGCAUUCGCAUCAAUUGCCCGUUUUCAGUUGCACAAGCUGCGGCGAAAAGUUCAUGGACUUUGUCGAAUUGAGGGAUCACAUCACGACAGCUCACUUGGAUAGUGGGAAGCCCAUUCAGAUUCGAAAUGGAGACGAUCCGCCAAUGAUGACCAUCAAGCCCAUCAGCACAAAUGUGUCCAAUGGAAACAUUGUCAAACCCAAGAGGCGUCCUGGACCUGCAUCCAAAACUAAUGCUCCCAUUGAGAAUCGCAUGGUUUCCACUAAUCUGCCGAGUCACCUUGAAGCUGCUCUCGAAGAUAAUGACGGCAAUGGUUAUCCUUGCAAGGAUUGUGGAAAAGUCUUGCAGCACAAGCAAAGCUAUGUGUCUCAUAUGAGGGUCAUCCAUGGAAGUUAUUAUGGGGGUAACAAGUGGAAAGGAAGCUCCGUGGUGGAUAUGAUCUUGGAAGAAUCGGUCAAGAUGUCGCCCAAGAAACGUGUACCUAAAGGCAGCCCAGACGCUAAUGCCACCAUCUGCUCCGUUUGCGAGCAAGUGUUUCCUAAUCCUAGCAGUCUUCGCAAUCAUGUUGUCAACGUGCACAUAAAUGGCCAAAGCCACACUUGCGACCUGUGUGGCAAGGCCUUCUUGAGUCAAGAGAACUUGGAUGCUCAUACUCAGGCAAAGCAUCCCAAUCUCCACAAACGAUUGCAAUCUUUACGGGACGCCCUUGGACUUGCGGAAGACACCACUGCAAAACUUGACGGACAAUUACCCCGACUUACCCACUCUCUUUCUAAUUUGAGUCAAACUAGCUCAGAUAAGCAUAAGAAAGAGACUGAUGAGCUGAUCAAGCUCAAUGGCCUCCAAGCUCCACCGGAGGAGGACCACAUUCAAAUUGAGACUGACACGCUGCCACCACCUAUCAAAGAGGAAGUGGUGGUGCCUCAGCCUCUUGUGGUCCAGACUCCUCCACCAAUCCCUCCUCAACUCAAGCAGAUCCAAGAACCACUCAUCCCACCGCCAAGACUCUCAACACCCAAAAGUGAGAUCGAGGUGGGAGAGAUCCGGAUUCGUGAGGAAGAGGAGGAGGACGACGAGGAGGAUGAUAUUCGAUAUGAGCCCAUUACUGAGCCAUUUCUCUUUGAAAGAGAGAUCAUCCAUCCUUGUUACGUUGUCUUGCCAUUUGUCACAGAUCAAGACAUCGAAGUUUGCAUCCGGAAAUCUGCCAACGAUUUCUUUAAACACAAUGAAGAAGAUGACCGCGAAGAAGGUGAACUAACCAUCGAUGAAAGCCAUAUAGACGAAGACCAUCAAAACCAAGUCAAGAGGGAUGGGAGUCCAGUUUUAGAGUCACUUCUACAAAAAACCACCCCAUUGCCCCCCGCGCUCCUGAAUGAGUUCCUUCAAAAGAAAAAGGAAUCACUUAACGCAUACAAUGCGGAAGAUAUUAGCCUGGGUAUCCAAAACCCAGCCUUUUACCCCAACCUUGGGGACUUCAGUCUUCCGUUCUCGCUCUCUAGCUUGUGGAAGAAGAAGAUAGAUGUCAUCCAUCCGGAAACGAUCCGACAGUUGGAGAUGAUGGAGAAAAUAGAACAAAUCAAACAACUGAACGCUCCCAUGAGGGAAAACAUCAAUUCCUCCCACAACAAGCCGAAGCCUGCAAGUAAGAAACGCAAGCCCGAGCCUCCAGUCCAGGAUGAUAUGAUGCCAUUGGAUUUGAAGCAGCGAAAGCUGUCAGAUUCUGAUCAUGCUUCCAACGACUCUACGCCUGGAACCUCGACACAGGUCAGCGAAUACGAGGUCAAGAUCCAGAACGAUUACUGGCCCGUGGACUGCAUCAAGUGCAACGUUAGAUUGGACGGCUUGGAUAACUUCAACUUGCACAUGAAUGAUCACUGGAGCGAUGACAAAUGCUGUCCCGUGUGCGGGCUCCUCAUCAACAGCAAAAGAUUUAAUUUCAAGCAACAUCUCAAAAUUCACACUGGAGAGAAACCAUUCACUUGCAAUAUUUGCAACAGGAGCUUUAGACAAAAGGCUCACAUGAUCAAGCACAUCACCACUCACCGACAAAACUGAAUAUACUCUUGAAAAUUCUCCACGAAACACGCAUAAUACCAAUCGAUCACCAAUCAAGCCAUAUGCAACCACCUCAAAAAAAUGGUUUGUCAUCAUCAAUUGAUGUAAAAAAAGCGCAUAAUCUUAGAACACAUCUCCCCUAAUAAGUCACGUCUUUACUUUUGCCUGAAAUUGUAUUUAAUCUAUUUAUUUUUUGACCGUUUUUUAUACAUACAUAUUCUUUAUAUAUUUUUUGUGCCUUCUCUUCUUUGAGUUGUAUAACGAAUAAAAAAUACAAACAUCUUUACAAUUUU
This is a messenger RNA of Tigriopus californicus, 4059 nucleotides long. Its product is annotated as zinc finger protein Xfin-like. Gene Ontology annotation, molecular function: chromatin insulator sequence binding. Gene Ontology annotation, cellular component: chromosome. Bases 410 to 3766 code for a protein of 1118 amino acids. Gene Ontology annotation, biological process: regulation of transcription by RNA polymerase II. The transcript has 7 exons. The record is from RefSeq and is a predicted model, not a curated record. Lineage: Eukaryota; Metazoa; Arthropoda; Copepoda; Harpacticoida; Harpacticidae.